AAAAAGUUUCAUACUUUCGAAGAAGGGCAAAGAAUAGUUAGAAAAGAUAAAGUUGAUACAACCGGGCAAUUCUUCAUUACAACAUCUACUUUGCCCGAUUUUCUUGGAUAUCUUGAUGCUCUGACUUAGACUUUCUACAGAAGCCGAUAUCGCCAUACUUUCUACAGCAUCACAAGUGAUCGUCAAAUUUGGCGGGAAAAUGUUGUCUUUAUAGUAGAAUCUUGUCUGCAGUUAUCAGUGCCAUCAAUGAAAAGAAAUCGAGAUCGUUAAGAAACAUGGUACAGAUUCUUGUUCAAAUGCUUGGUGAAUAUAAAGAAUGGGGUAUGGUGGAAUUACAAGGAGCAUUAGAAAGUCAAGAUGACAUUGGCUUCAAUGGAUUAUAUAUAGGAGACCUCCACUUUGAUGACAAGGGGAUUCCAAAUUUGAUAAUUGGACAUCACUUGUUGGUAGGGAAAGUUGUCGAGCUUGAAAAACCAUUUGCUGUUUUAAAGAAAAAUGGAAAAAUGCAAGGUAUGACAAAUGAAAUUGAAAAUUCAAUGGAUAUAGACAAUCAAGACAAGGAAAAUGAAAAAUCUGAGAACAAAUAUGAAGUUGUUGCUUUUGUUAAGAAGAAAAUUAUCUUUAAGAACCGACCAAGACCUAUAAUAACAAAUGUAACAGUGAAGAAUUAGUGAAAGUUGAUGUAAUGAAAAAUUUGAUAUUGGUUACCUAAUGCACAUUGUAAGACUACAGCCAUCUUUGUUAUAAACCAAGACAUUCUUUAUGAAAAUUCAAAAGUGACCAAAAUAACAAAUAUGCAAUGAAUAUAUAGGUUCUGUUGAGCAAAUAUAGCGAUGGAUAUUUAUCAAAAUAUUGCACUGUUUUUGUUUCAAAUGGUGUGUAUUUAGAUAUCUGGGUCUUGUUAUGUCAGCCGAUUAGAAUUUUCCGAGAAAAAAUAUUGCCUUUUAGACAUUCUGAUAAUUCUUUAAAGUUAAUGAAUCAUUAUGUUGAAUUGUGUCAUAGUGAUUUUGAAAACUUGUUAUGUUGUAUACCUUAGACAAGAUAUAAUGGUCAGCAUUUCUCAAGUCUCUGGGGCCCAUAAACCAAAUUUAACUCUUAGAGUUUCUCAUGACAUCCAUUAUAUAUGCUCGCCAUGUCCUCCGCAUCCACAGUUUCUGUUUAUAUUUAUCGACAAGCAAACAGAUUCAUACAAUGACAUGUAUAAAAUACUCAUUGUCAUGCAAGAUAUUUUGAAAUAAUAACAUAAUUAUGUUUUAUUGUUAAUAUAGGAGAAUACUGGUUAGAAAAUCUGAGCGAACAAAAAUUCAAAAAUAAAAUUUAGUUUGUAUAUAGGUUCUGAGUGGAGGCAGGUCAACACCGUGAAGAUGUUAGGUAAAGUCGCUUUGUUGCCCUGGCUACAGCUCGCUUUUUAUUGGUCGUUUGUUGCUGACAGUUUUCAGCAAUGAAGCCGUGAAUCAGAUUAACUUCGGGAUAUCUCAUUCAGGACACGAGAUUAUUUGCUAGAUCGUAUUUGAAGCCAAAUGGAAUCAUUUAAUCGGCCGAUGUUUCUACGGGCCAAGAAAUUUUAGACUGGACAAAAGAACAUCGACGUAAUUCGUUCCACUAAGUAUACGUGAAGUAUCAAAGGUUAAUACACAAAAAGACUGAAACAUGUUUUAUUUGGCAUUAGCAAGUCAUAAUUUCCCUAGAACAUAUUUAGCCUAUAUGUGAUUUGGAAACCAACGUCAAAGGAUUUAAAAACGAGAGGUUCCCGCACAGACUGCGUACCGUAUUCCCGCUCUUCUAAUAAUCCCGUCGUUUUCUAUACUUUGGAAAAUCCCGCCUCUCCGACAAUCCCGCAUGCGGGUUUGAUUAAAGAAAGAAAUCAAUGGAUUGCAAUGUCCUUGGAGUUUUGAAUGAUUUGAGGACAUUCAACGUAUUGUCGUUCUUAUUUUAUGACAGCAAGGGUUGAUAAUGUUACAGCCAAUCUGCUUCAACUUUCCAACUAACUCUCGUCAACUUUUUUCACAAUUUGCAUGUUAUUUUGCCGCAUCAAAACAAAAGAGAACAGGUUGAGUUCUGUUACCUACAACGCCUUCUUUUCAUUGAUCUGGUUGUUUUUAUUCCAACAUUUCAUCCUAAUCUCCGGAUUUUCUUUAUUCUGAUCUUCAUCUUAGUAUCUAUUUCUGCUAUGGCACUGAUUGAUACAUGAGAUUUCGGAGGCUAUUAUUAUGUGUUCUUCGCAUUGCUUGGUGAUAAACAAAUCAGACUUCAUGAUCUUUUUCGUUGUGACACCCUCUUGGGCGUUAUCAGCCUGCUCUAUCAAACGUUAAAAGCCUAUGUCAAAUAGCAAUGGUGAAAGCAUGCACCCUUGAUGCAUUUCUCCCUUGUAUUCUGAUUCAACCCUUGCUAAUCUUAUUCUCGAACGAUUAAUGUAGAGCGUUGACUGUUUUUAAAAUGUUCGAGGGAAUGUUCAAUCCAGUGGCGUCGCGUGACCAUUAACGCUGGGGGGU
Rhopilema esculentum is the source of this 2492-nucleotide messenger RNA. Its product is annotated as chromosome transmission fidelity protein 8 homolog. Gene Ontology annotation, biological process: mitotic sister chromatid cohesion. The record is from RefSeq and is a predicted model, not a curated record. Gene Ontology annotation, cellular component: Ctf18 RFC-like complex. Lineage: Eukaryota; Metazoa; Cnidaria; Scyphozoa; Rhizostomeae; Rhizostomatidae.